This is a messenger RNA of Stereum hirsutum FP-91666 SS1, 630 nucleotides long. RefSeq lists its product as uncharacterized. Gene Ontology annotation, biological process: regulation of DNA-templated transcription. Gene Ontology annotation, molecular function: sequence-specific DNA binding; DNA-binding transcription factor activity. The annotation marks the transcript as partial. The record is from RefSeq and is a predicted model, not a curated record. NCBI's taxonomy places the organism in Eukaryota, Fungi, Basidiomycota, Agaricomycetes, Russulales, Stereaceae. The transcript is spliced from 4 exons.
AUGGCGACCGACAACCAGCUCGCGCUCACAAGAGCAUACAGAGGCAGUGCACCCAACCUGAACAAGACAGCACGCCAGGUCGUCCCACAAUUUUUGCAGAAAUUAUACGAGUUGCUCAAUGAUCCGACGAAUAACGAUCUUAUACGGUGGUCAGAUAACGGGGACUCCUUUUUCGUACUAGACAAUGAACGCUUUCGGGACGUACUCGGACGAUGGUUCAAACACCAGAAAUUCCCGUCGUUCGUCCGUCAACUCAACAUGUACGGCUUCCAUAAAAUCCCGCAUCUCCAGCACGGAACUCUCAAGAGCGACUCCGAGACCGAACUCUGGAAUUUCGAACACCCAAACUUCCUUCGCGGCCAACCCGACCUUCUCUGUCUCAUACAACGUAAGAAGCAGGCGAACCAAGGAGCAAACGCGCCCAAUACGCAGAUACUCGACAUAAACUCGAUCAUGAAUGGUAUUGCGGCCGUCAAACGUCAUCAGCAAACCAUCUCUGCUGAUCUGAACGAGCUCAAGUCGUCGAACCAACAUUUGUGGCAAGAGGCUAUCACAGCUCGUGAGCGCCACAAGGCCCACCAGGACACGAUCAACCGGAUUCUGAAGUUCUUAGCGAGCGUUUUUGGGAAU